Molecule: messenger RNA, 4686 nt
Organism: Symbiodinium sp. CCMP2592
Lineage: Eukaryota; Dinophyceae; Suessiales; Symbiodiniaceae
Source: the annotation of a GenBank genome assembly
AUGGCAGGAUCCGCCGUCAUGCUCGAUGAUCCCGCCGCUUUCACGGGCCUUCUCACGAGAUGGGCGGUCCCGGAUGCAGUCAAGGACAAGCUUCGUGAUGCAGGCUACAACACCAUGGCUCUUCUGGCCCAUGCUCUUCCGUCUUUGGAUGACCUCGAGGCCUUUGUUGAGUCUUUGCUGGGCAGAGCAGUGGGUGCGGACCCGACGGUUCCCAUUUUCUCUCCGGAGGCGGCUGCCCUUCGUCGUGUGCUUAAAGAGUGCAUCAACCUGGCAGGGCCGGCCGGUGCUUCAUCCUCGGCUGCGCCGACCCCGGCCGCUGUGAGACCAAAACUGCAAGCUGCGGAUGUCCAAUCGCUUGUGGUGGAGUUCUCGCGCAAAUAUCCUUCGGAACUCCUUCGCCCGGAGGUCAUGCCAAGUCUGCCUUUCCUGAAUGCGGUCAAGGAUGCGGUCGAUUCUAAGCAGCUCUCCUGGAUUUCAUGGCGACUUCGAACGAGUGAGUCAGAUGAACAGGCCCUCACCGAGCGACGCAAACCGCGCACGGACUCGCAGAUGCUACAGUCACUGCUCGGUCCGGUCUCGGAUGAACUUGUGGUGGAUGUCCCGCAGCACCUCCCCCUUGAGUCUGUGAUUCGUCGCUACCUUGACCGCAUGUCUUAUGCCCUCGCGGUUCUUGAUGCAUGCCACUUACUGACUCUGAAGAAACUCUCGGAGAAAUUUGUGACCCUGGCGACGGCGAUCCCGAUUGACCGUUCCCUGCGAGGACCCACGCUGGCGGAGGCUAUGGAUGCCGAUCGUGUGCUUUGGAGUGCCAUAUGCUCCUUGCAGAAGGAAUACGGCUGGUCUUUGCAGGAUUGUGUCUCUGAACUGACACAUGUACGAUCGGACCUUCACAACGCUUUGGCUCCGCGGCCGAAGGUGCACCAGGGUGGAGGUGAGCCUCGCGGCAAACGCCAGCGCACUGAGCCGCCGCCCGCUCCGCAUCCAAAUCCUCGAGCCAAGGCCAAGAGCAAGGCCAAGCCACGCAAGAGUGGGGAUGCGGGUCCCUCCAAAGAUCGCGUUUCCAUCAGCAACUGGCCGAGCAAUUGGGCUCGCCAGAUCGGCGGGGAUGGCGUGGACCUUGAUCCCCCGCCUGAUUUUGCCCCUGUGGUCUCUGGGACCUCUCAGUCUGAGGCUGAGUCCUUUGCAGAUUCAAUUUUGUCCGAAUCAGUGGCCUUAUCGUGUAAAAGCGUUGAGAGGCUCGCUGACCUUUUGCUGCGAGAAGCACCUGACCUUGACGAUCGGUUCUCUAGUGGGGCUUCGGUCUCGGCUGGUCUUUACCAUCGGAUCAAGGUUGGCCUGCGCAAGGUAUGCGGUUCACACCCUUCAUCGGUGCGGGUUCUGAAUUCGCUCAUUUCUUCAAUGUCACCUGGGUUUUUCCAUUCAUCUUUUGUCCUGAUCGACGGCAUUGCUUCAGAGGCCCACUGUGAUACAGCCAACUCGGACCUGCCUAAUGUGGUCAUUCCCAUUUCUUGUUUCUCCGGUGGUGAGUUGCGGGUUGCGCACCCCUCCGGGGCUGAUGUGAUGAUGCAUGAUGGCGUCAAGCACCCGGCUGUCUCUCUGCCAGUGUGUCGCGGCCCAGUGAUCUUCACUGCAUCGUCUUGCCUUCAUGAAGUCCUGCCCUUUGAAGGUGCUUUGCCCAUUGCCCCUCGUGCUCUUGCACUCACUGAGGAGCAGCGGGACUUGCUCCCACGGCCAAAUUCUGUCAGUGCGGUCGGUUCUGGCAACCAACUCCGGACAGGGAUUUCCCCUGACUUGCCCCAAUUGCCCGCUUCCGACUUUCUCUGCGACUGCAAUUCGGGGCGUUUCUUUCUGGAUAUCUGUUCCGGGGCCGGGGCUCCUGUCAGUGCGGCCAUGCAAGCCUUGGGCAAGGACUGUUUUCAACCAGUUGACAUCAUUCAUUGCCAGGAUUUCGACCUUCUGCAAGAUGAAUUUUUCGCUCAACUCCUGGCGCUCUGCUCCAGCGGUGUAGUGGGAGCGGCCAUAGCGUCUCCGCCCUGCGGGGAAUUCAGCCUUCUCAAACUGCGACCGGGCGGACCACCCCCGUGCCGCACACCGGAGGAGCCGCUCGGGUGUAUUUCCAACGAUUGGCAUCAAUCUAUGGUGGCUCAGAACAGUGCUCUACUUCAUGAUCGAUGUCGGGAGCUUCUCUCCAGUGUCGCGGCUCUGGGAGGCUGCAUUGUUUUUGAACAGCCGCCAUCUUCCAUGACUUUUUUGACAGAGACAAUGCAACAGUGGAUUUCCAGCACACUUUCAUUCGGUGCCCAAGUUGCCGCUUGUCAUCACGGCAUGGAUGUGUCCAAGCGCUGGCUCUUCUUGUCCAACAGGCCGGACAUACUUGACCUCGCGUCUGAGUGCCAUCAUGGAUCCCGGGCGCACAAGGCUGUGUGGGGGAUUCGUGCAGAUGAUGGAAGUUUCCUUAGCCGAAUGACAGCUGCGUACCCGAUAUCGCUGGCGGCCGCUUUGGCUGCGCUUCUGGGAAGGUACACUUCGUCUCAGGGCCGGCUGCUUCCAUGUGCAGAGUGGCGCUCUGUGCUCCCCCUGGACCCAGUUUGGCCUCAUCUGAGUCGCCGCAUUGAGGAUGGGGCAGGUGUCAACAGUACAGCGUGCUGGAUUACUCCACAAGCCGAUGACCACCUUGCAGGUCUUCGCAAGAAGUGGACGCAGCGUCUGGUCGACAGUCGUCGAGAAUUUUCUGUCGAUUCAACCGGGACAGCCUUCCGCUUGAACGUCCUGGAGAAGCUGCUGGCUGUUACUAAAGACCCUGAAUCGGAUCUAUGCCAGCAUCUCCGGAAAGGGGUGCGCAUUGGUGUGGACCACGAACUGCAGCCCUCGCCUCAUUGGCCACUUCGCACGGCAGAUCCGAUUGUGUCGGACCUCGUGAUUUGCGAAGGUUCUUGGAAAAGUGCCUCCGACCACCCGGAUCAGGUCCGGGAGCUCCUGGCCCAGGAAAUCGCUGAAGGCUGGAUCGUGGAGAGACCUUCGGUUCAAUACCUGCAUGAUCACUUCCCGGCGGUGGCUAUCGGCAAACUUGGACUGGUUCUGGCUGAAGGCAGGUCGCCUCGACUCACGGUCGACAGCUCGAUUAGUGGAGUCACGGCCGCUUGUCAGAUUCCAAAUCACAUGCUGCUGCCACGCAUAUCCGACGUUGAGGAUUGUGCUCCCUCCUGCCUAGGCCGCCAACCUUGGAUCACGGUUUCUUUGGAUGUGCGCAAGGCUCACCGCAUGGUCAUGGUGGAACACUGUGACCAGGCUUUGCUGGCCUUCACCUUCGAGGGACGCGUCUUUACGUCCAGCACCCUUAAUUUCGGGGCCAGAGCAUCCGCUUUUUGGUGGGCCAGAGUUGGUGGAGCCCUGCUUCGUCUGUCGCACGCAGCGAUCUGGCUUUCACAUCUGCUUUGGGGCUACGUGGACGAUUUUUUGGGAGGUUUUCGCGGCGAUGUGGCUCCGAUCUCUGCCUCCAUUUGGAUCCUCUUGCUCUUAGCACUGGGAGUACCACUUUCUUGGCCAAAGUGUGUCUGGUCGUCGGAGUGCAUUUGGAUUGGAUGGUCCAUCAAUCUUGAAAGCUGGGUUUGCGAGCUCCCGUCUGAUAAAAUUUCCAAAAUUCUUGAUCAAAUCGCUGAGCUACUUUCUGCUGGGGACAAGGUCAAGUUCAAGACUUUGGAAUCACUCAUUGGACGCCUCUUGUGGGUUACAGGCUUGUGGACGGUGCUUCGGCCUCUGCUGUCCCCAUUAUAUGCAGCUCUGCAGCGCUUACCAGCUUCCUCGGUUGGUGUCAGCCCUGAGUUGUGGGCUGCGAUCAAGCGCAACAUUGCUGAGGAUUGUGUGCUGACCCGCUCGGUUGGGCAUCCGUCCUUCCAUAAAGGUGCUUGCAUCACUCGUGCGGCCAAUACUUUUGUGUCUUGCAAGCAGGAUCUUGAUGAGGUGCCAUUCAGGAAGCGCCGAUUGUGGGUCGAGGUUAAGGAUCCUGGGCAUCCGCUGCGAGUCCUCGGGGAUGUCGGCAGGUCAAGCUUAAUUGCAUGGCGUGCCAUCUUCCAGGGAACCCCAUUCUUGAAGGCGCUUCGCAGCCCGCUCCCGCUGAAGGUCAUUGCGGAGGCGGAUGCCUUUGCCGAUGCGGAGGUGUCUGGGUUAGGAGGCUACGCCAUGUGGCCCAGUGGUCGCACAGUCUGGUUUUCCAUUAGAAAAGACAGUCAGGAGUGGGCUGCUCUCACUUCGUGGUUCCCUCCGCCCCUCCAGGCGCAUAUUUCGGCGUUGGAACUCCUGGCUCAAUUACUGCUGCUUUGGUGUGUCUUCGCCACUCUGCCCUCCAAUCGUGGACUAUGUCGGGCUUGCCUUCGUUCGGACAACUCCGGUGCAGAGGCCUGUGCCUCCAAGGGCCUUUCCUCGGUGCUGUCCAUGAGCGAGAUUGUCAAGAAGUUCCUUGCUUUUCAGGCGUGGUCUGGUGUACAAGCUGAGGUCGAGCAUGUGCCUGGGUAUCGCAAUGAACUUGCAGAUGCGCUCAGCAGGCUUACGCCGAACGACAUUGCACCAUUGCCCUUGGGUGACCGGGUGCAUCCGCCUUUGCAAUGGCUUCUUGAGCAGCGGCUCUUUUUUGAACCCGCUUCGGCCUCGUGGCCGCCUCCUUUCAAGACUUGGUUGAGUAGACCCUGA